Macrobrachium nipponense is the source of this 1306-nucleotide messenger RNA. RefSeq lists its product as uncharacterized. The transcript is spliced from 4 exons. Bases 308 to 1306 code for a protein of 332 amino acids. The record is from RefSeq and is a predicted model, not a curated record. Lineage: Eukaryota; Metazoa; Arthropoda; Malacostraca; Decapoda; Palaemonidae.
AGGUUGCGUCGUAAGAGGCGAAAGGCAGCGAUGCUGAGCGUCGUCGUCAUCUGUCGAACGCAAACAACCAGACAGAUAAUCAAUGAGGAUGAACGGCCACAGAUGCGUGAUUGAAGGUAAACUACAGUGAUUCUGCAACGGCCUCGGGAGUUGCGAGAGCAACCGCCAUUCUUCAUCUCCCUCCAUUACCUUUGGACGUCGAGACAGUGUUCCAUCGCGCCGCCUUUCUCUUCGUCAUGUGUGUGAGGUCCACCAAAAGUGGACCGACCUGGGUCGGAUGGUUCUGCUGGAGUUAUGAGGGAGCGUGAUGGUGACACCCUUACUCUGCCCCGCCUCCCGGGCUGCCAGCACCGACAACCUCCUGACACCGUCAUUUGAAGACGACGAUUCCUUAAGAGACUUCUUCCCCUCGACAGUGACUUCCUCCGCCAUGCCACGUCCACUUAUAACGAUGGGCGAGAGCGCCGACAGCGGCGACAGCGCCGUCAUGAGCUCUCCGUAUCCUUCCUCCGCUCUGGUGUCCCUCAAUCAAAGAUGUUCCGCAGGUGGAGCCCAGGAUAAUGGCGCCACUCGAUCCGUCCCCGACAUAGAACUCCACGCCAGGGAGAACAACGGCCGGCCCGAAUACAGGGGUUACCGGCUACUGGCUCCUCAGGUGAGGUGCUCGUGCUCGCACCUGCCCCGUGCCCCUUCGCACGAGAGCGUCCGAUCGGUGCAAGGUGGAAUCAGCGAGGUAGUCGUGGUGGCACCUACCUCUUACAGGGACCGCAUCAUCCGGCAGCAUUCUCAGCCAGAGACUUGCCUUCACUGUCAUCACCCUAAGCCUUCCGCGUCCCUCCGGCACCUGCCGCGCCUCGACUCCUGCUCAACUUCUCACGCUGCUGGUGAGGGCAUCGCUACGAUCGCCGCAGACACGCUUCGCAUCAACGGGGCCCUCAGCUCCUUUAAACAGAUCUUGGAUGUGACCAAAGGAGGGCAUGAAUCAUCAGGCAAAUGUAAAGAAAGCCACCAGACUCCUUUUAAUGUGACAUCCAUUAUUUUCCUCGCCUCCCAGCAAAACGGGAGAAUGCCUCCGAUGGAAGAUAGAUCUUCAGUGACGAUCACCAGCCCGAGUGAAUCUCCCAACCUUAUCUCUCCCCCAAAAUCCCCCAUCGUGGAUAUGGAUGGCAAUGAUCAUGAGUGGUCUGGCGGGUGGCAGACACAAACAAGUAGAAAAAAGAAAAGAGCCGCUUGUUUGCCCGCUGGACCAAGGUCCAACAAUUAUGAUUCACCUUGCCCAAAACCUGAGAAGAGAUCUUCUCGCUAG